Molecule: messenger RNA, 1088 nt
Organism: Lytechinus pictus (painted urchin)
Lineage: Eukaryota; Metazoa; Echinodermata; Echinoidea; Temnopleuroida; Toxopneustidae
Product: putative sodium-coupled neutral amino acid transporter 11
Exons: 10
Coding region: 201-1088 (295 amino acids)
Biological process (GO): amino acid transmembrane transport
Molecular function (GO): L-amino acid transmembrane transporter activity
Source: RefSeq, a predicted model, not a curated record
UCCCAUAUGACGUACCUCAUCAGGUACCAACCCAUGACAAGGCAGGACUGGUCCAGGCCGAAGCCACGGCCGAUGGGGUACCAGUGAACGACCUUGAGGAGGGGGAUAAACGAGAUGUGAGAAGCGGGAUAUCUGGGGCCAGUCUGAACACCACCAACAGUAUCCUAGGAUCCGGAAUCAUUGGAUGUUCUGUUGUUAUUAUGGGUAUUCCAUAUGCGUUUAUGAAAGCAGGCCUUCCUCUUGGUCUCAUUCUUCUAGUGGUCAUUUGUGGCAUUACAGAUUAUUCUCUUCGGCUUAUGAUAACUAUUGGAGAGCUUACCGGAACAAAAACCUAUGCAGAAAUGACAGAAUCAGCAUUGGGAAUACCAGGCUAUUAUGCCCUUUCUGUUGUUCAAUUUGUCUACCCAUUUAUAGCUAUGAUUGGAUAUAACAUCAUUAUAGGAGAUACUAUCACUAAGGUCUUUGCAAGCAUUCUUGCAGAAACAAAUGUUCUUGCCAACCGCUAUUUUGUGAUCAGCAUUGUUACUGUUUUGUUCAACCUUCCUGUCUCACUCUACAAAAAUGUAACAAAAUUAGUCAAGAUUGCUGUAGUUUCACUUGUAUUACUUGUCUUUAUAAUGAUCAUUGUCAUCGUUAGAUUGGCAACAAUGGAUGUACCCCAUACAGAAGGUGCCUGGGCAUUUGGAAAACCUACAUUCUUUGAGAGCAUAGGAAUCAUCAUGUUUGCUUUUAUCUGUCAGCACAAUUCCUUCUUGGUUUAUGAUUCUUUGGAGCAAGCGACUAGUAGUAGAUGGGCAAAGGUUACACACAUAUCUGUCUUUGGUGCUGGUAUAAUGUGUGCCGUCAUUGGUAUAUGUGGUUAUGUAACAUUCACCGGCCAUACACAAGGUGAUUUACUCGAGAAUUACUGCUAUAACGAUGUCUUGGUCAACAUAGCAAGGGUGUUCUUUGCUGUAACGAUCAUGUGCACCUUCCCACUAGAAUGUUUCGUAUGCAGAGAGGUUAGUGGAAGACCCCAGGGGGGGGAGGGCACUUCCUUUGACGAGUUGAUACCAUGCGUGAAAAUGGGGUUUCGAAAAGCACUCUAA